AAGACAGGGAGCUAUGACUCCUGACCUUGGAGCUUCCUGUCCCUGCAGCAAUGGGUCUCUGUCACACCUGGCCCACUAGCCACACCUGCCGCAGGUGCAGACAGGGCAGUGCAGGAGCCAUCCAAGCUCUGAGCUGGAAGCUCUGUGCGGACCUGACUGGGCAGGACUGUGAUCAUCUAGAAGGAGAUCCCCUUGUGUCUCUUACCUUCCCCUCUGUGGCAGCCUCCUGACGCCAAGGUCAAGAAGAGCUCAUGGAAGUGACCAUGUGGACACCCCAGGGAGCCUUCAACCAGACCCAGUCCAAGUCCCUCCUGAGUGGCUCCUUGCAAGGGAGAAGCAGCCCCAACUCCAGCAGGAGCCUGACACUGUCCGAUGGGACAAGCGCCGCCUGGUACAUCCUCACCAUCAUCGGAUUCUACGGGGUGAUUUUCCUGUUGCGGCUGGCCAGCAACAUCCUCCAGAAAAAUGAUAAGUCCUCGGAAGACAUUUAUUAUUCCAAUUUGACCUCUGAACUCCAAAGGAAAGGGGUCCAGAGCAAAGCAGCCAAAUGUGCAUCGCCGGUCAUCACGAACACAGCUGACCUACAGCCUUACCAGGCCAGCAUGGGAUCGAAGUGUGAAAACAACACGCCUCACAUGGGAACCCAGUUGAGCCCCUGAAAGUUAAGGCCAGAAGACCAUCGUAGGAGGCCCUAAGCUUUUUUUUUUGUUUUUUUCAAUGGGGAGCAGCUUUGGGCUGACCUGAGAUCUUCUUGAGAAAUGAAUCGAACCCUGGAGCAGAGCAGGGACAGCAAAGCUGACCGUGGGCAGUGCUGGCUGGUCCAAUGUGGACAACAGUAGGUAGUUUAUGUCGUCAGAUUUCCCGGGGCUUUGAGGAGAGGCAAGGACAGCAGACACAUGUCUUCCCUUUCUUGCCAAAGCCUACGAUCAGGAAGAGGACAUCUGGUGCUCUCAGAGGGGUCCAGCAGACGCCUGAGGGCAGACAUGGAGGUGGUUUCCUGACAUACGAAGAAGGCUGUGUUUGUCAGAUGCCCAGGGUUGAAAUUCACCUUCUAGAGGUCACAUACAUUCUGAGUUGCUUACCUGGAACAUGUGGAUAUCGGGAUAAAUGGCCUUCAAAGGGCAAUUUCAUUUUAAAAUCCCAGCUUUCUCUGAAUUCAGUAUCAAAGUUGUUCAUAGCACAAACUGAGAAUUCUUGAUUUUGCGUGAAAGAGUGGGGCGCACUGAAAAGAGCAUUCAUUUUGGAUUCCGAAGCGCUAGGCACUGGUCUGGGCCUAGUCAUCACCAUGUUGGUAUCCAUACACUUACCACUUCACCUCUCUGGAACUCAGUUUACAGGUAAAAUGAGAAAAAUGAUGCCAGACCUACCACCGGCUCUGCCAAGUAGAUAAGAUCUAAUGAGAUCAUGCAUGGGCAUGUGUUUUGAAAAGCAAAAGGAGUCCAUGGACACAAGCACGUUGUAAUGGUGGUGUGACUGUGAUGGUAAUAGCUGACGCUGGUGGCUGGCCGUGCUAUUUUGUUGACACAAAAACAUAGCUCUCACCUCAAAGGGAAUGCGACAGCUUGUUCUGGAGUCGAAUAUGAGUGACCAUGGCCCAGGAACACAGGUUAGGAUAACUCAAUUCCAUGUUCUCGCACGUUAACAAUUUCAUGGAGAUGUUAUAGGUACAGAGCAAAAGAAAGUCAUAAAGCAAGGCACUUUUCAAAUACGCUGCCUGACCAAUCAGGUAGGCGGGUUAUAUCACAGACAGAAAAUCUCCACCAUAGGCCUCAGAUGCUGUCUGACGAUAUUCUUAGCCCUUGCGUUGGUGGAAGACAGUGGUCUGUCAGAACAUUCCAAAAAGGUCACACGUGAUCGACUGAGAGUUACCAGGAUGUUAGAUCAGACACAGAGGUGGGCAACAAAUGACUGUCCAGGGGCUAAAGGUAGCCUGAGGUAAUUUGGCUCUGAUCUUGCAACAUCCCAUUUCUCUGUGAUCACAGGAGUUUUAUCAGUCCAUUCAACCUUGUUGGAAGUAGACGCGGCAGAUGGCUCACUUUCCUGGGAGCUGGGCAGUUGGAGAGGUGGUCAGCGGUUAAAAGCGCUUGUUUGAAAGGCCUGAUGGCCCAGGAUUUGAUUCCUCAGUGCCCAUGU
Molecule: messenger RNA, 2133 nt
Organism: Jaculus jaculus (lesser Egyptian jerboa)
Lineage: Eukaryota; Metazoa; Chordata; Mammalia; Rodentia; Dipodidae
Gene: Smim34
Product: small integral membrane protein 34
Exons: 3
Coding region: 252-659 (135 amino acids)
Source: RefSeq, a predicted model, not a curated record